Lactuca sativa (garden lettuce) is the source of this 1117-nucleotide messenger RNA. Its product is annotated as Nitrilase/cyanide hydratase and apolipoprotein N-acyltransferase family protein. Gene Ontology annotation, molecular function: hydrolase activity, acting on carbon-nitrogen (but not peptide) bonds, in linear amides. The record is from RefSeq and is a predicted model, not a curated record. Lineage: Eukaryota; Viridiplantae; Streptophyta; Magnoliopsida; Asterales; Asteraceae.
AAAACAAACCGGAAGAGAGCUUGAGUUCAACUGAUUUCAUUUUCUGUCCCCCACCACCACCACCAGCGCGCCACCGUCCGUGCCAUUUCCACUGACUGCUCAAAGAUGGCGGCGGUCAACUCCGUCCGUAUCGCCGCUGCUCAGAUGACAUCCAUUAACGAUCUUGCCGCGAAUUACGCCACAUGCUCUCGCCUUGUCAAGGAAGCAGCCUCAGCUGGAGCAAAACUUCUUUGCUUCCCUGAAAAUUUCUCGUUUGUGGGUGCUAAAGAUGGGGAAAGCCUUAAAAUUGCCGAACCUUUAGAUGGCCCUGUUAUGAAAGGUUAUUGUGCUCUUGCAAAGGAGUCAAGCAUGUGGUUGUCUCUUGGAGGGUUCCAAGAAAGAGGAUCAGAUGAUGCACACUUAUGUAAUACUCAUGUUUUGAUUGAUGAUGCUGGAAAUAUCAGAAGCACUUACAGGAAGAUGCACUUGUUUGAUGUGGAUGUUCCUGGAGGUGCAGUCUAUAAAGAGAGCAGCUUUACAGAAGCAGGGAAGGAGAUAAUUGCCAUUGAUAGUCCCUUUGGGAUUUUGGGUCUUACUGUAUGCUAUGAUUUGAGGUUCCCUGAAGUUUAUCAACAGCUACGCUUCCACCAUGGAGCUCAGGUUUUGUUAGUUCCUGCAGCAUUUACAAAAGUUACAGGUGAGGCACAUUGGGAGGUUCUUCUUCGUGCACGUGCCAUAGAGACUCAAUGUUAUGUUAUAGCUGCUGCACAAGGUGGGAAACAUAGUGAGAAAAGAGAGAGUUUUGGUGAUACGUUGAUAAUCGACCCUUGGGGCAGUGUAAUUGGUCGUUUACCCGAUAAAGUGUCAACGGGAAUCACGGUUGCAGAUAUAGAUUUCUCAUUGAUCGAAUCCGUGAGAAGGAAGAUGCCAAUUUCCCAGCAUCGGAAGCCGAUUGAGUUCUGGAAACAAGUCUCUAAAUAACGGUGGUACUAUUCGUGAUCAUGAUUCAUAAAAUGAAUAGUUUGUUAAUCAUGAAUUUUAUGAAUUUUAUCUUGAUUUAGUUGAAGGGUGAAACCAUUUAGAAAAACAUUUUAUAUUUGAUUAAGUUGCUUUUGAAAGCUAGCAUUCAUUAUGACAA